Molecule: messenger RNA, 4585 nt
Organism: Gopherus flavomarginatus (Mexican gopher tortoise)
Lineage: Eukaryota; Metazoa; Chordata; Testudines; Testudinidae
Gene: TRPC5
Product: transient receptor potential cation channel subfamily C member 5
Exons: 11
Coding region: 1151-4120 (989 amino acids)
Biological process (GO): calcium ion transmembrane transport; manganese ion transport; regulation of cytosolic calcium ion concentration
Cellular component (GO): cation channel complex; membrane
Molecular function (GO): store-operated calcium channel activity; protein binding; inositol 1,4,5 trisphosphate binding
Source: RefSeq, a predicted model, not a curated record
GGAGGCAUCCACCUUUUUGCUCACUAGGAAACCACAAAGAGAUCGUAGCAUUUUCCAAGGGAGAGGCGAGCCCACCAGUUUGGGGGGAGGAGGGGAAUAAAAUGCACUUCUGAAUUUAAAAAGAAAAUGGAGGGAAAAUGAACUAGUAGGUGGCUGGGAGAAAAUCAGUGGGAAAGGGGAAAAAGGGAAAGAAAUGGGGAUAGGCGCAAGGGAAAGGAAGGGAAACGCUGCCUCUCUUCAGUUCUCUUCUGCAGCAGGUGAAGAGGGAAGCUUUCUUGGUCAGGAGAGCGGUAAAAGCAGGAUCUCGCUGGCUUCAGUCUGUAUCCAGUGUAAUGAGAAUCUUGCAAGCAGUCUAGGGGGGGUUAGACACUGACCCUCAAAAGGUGUGUAAAGGUAAUGGAGAAUAUGUCUCCCCAUUCCUUAGACUGCCUGGAAAAUCUCAACCAAGAGUUGAUCAGCUAAAACCACCUACAAUGGGAUCAUGCACCGGCGCAGUUCCACUGCCAAAUGUCCAUGUUCCGGCAUGAAAUUCGGCUGAAUCUAAAAAAGAUCAGGAUGUCAGAUAUGGCUUGUUGUGGAUUCCCCGAAACAUAAUGUAUUAGAAGCAGGUCAGUCUGAUGUCAAAGAAUGGUUACAAUUGCUUCCUGUCCUAGACAGUAAACAUUUGGGAAUCUAGCUGGAAAAAAAAUAGGCAAGAACUUGAGAUAUGUAGCUUCAUAUCUGGAGUUUUCAAGUGCUUCAGGAUGCACCGGGAGACAGAUUUUCGUAGUGGACAAGGAGCAGCUACCUUUGAUGUCUGUUUCUGCAGCAGAAUUCACAGGUUUAUGUCCAAAACUGACCAGUUGCUGGUUAUGGUUUUUGUUAUUGUUGUUUUGGUUUUUGUAUUGCGUUUGCUUUGAGAUGUGUACGAGCCUGGAUUUUUCUGGUCACACAGGAGCAGCAACAGCCCGUGCUAACUAUUUUGUCUGUGCAGUUUGGUGGGUUGGGAGCAAUGGAACCAACAGGCUCCAGGUUUCUUUGUUGUGCUACCACCAUGAGAUGGAGCAGCUGCGCUUCUCUGUUUUGUUGGUAGGAUUGGGGGAAAGAAAGGGAUUGAAAAAUAACCGAUUUGGAUGCAGUCAAGUAUCAGGUUGCACAGUCACUAUGAACAAUGGCCCAGCUAUACUACAAAAAGGUAAAUUAUUCACCGUACAGAGACCGGAUCCCAUUGCAGAUUGUGCGAGCAGAAGCAGAGCUCUCGCAAGAAGAGAAGGCCUAUCUCAUUGCUGUGGAGAAGGGGGACUAUGCCAGUGUGAAACAUGCCUUACAAGAGGCAGAAAUCUACUACAACAUCAACAUUAACUGUAUGGAUCCUCUUGGACGCAGUGCCCUUUUAAUAGCCAUAGAGAAUGAAAACCUGGAGAUCAUGGAGUUACUGCUGAGCCACAGUAUUUAUGUGGGAGAUGCUCUGUUGUAUGCAAUACGGAAGGAGGUGGUUGGAGCAGUGGAGCUGCUUCUGAGUUACAGGAAGCCAAGUGGUGAAAAGCAGGUCCCUACCUUGAUGAUGGACACCCAGUUUUCAGAAUUCACCCCUGAUAUCACCCCAAUAAUGUUGGCGGCCCACACCAACAACUACGAAAUCAUCAAACUGCUUGUCCAAAGACGGGUAACAAUACCACGCCCCCACCAGAUCAGAUGCAACUGCGUGGAAUGUGUCUCCAGUUCUGAGGUGGACAGCCUGAGGCAUUCCAGGUCAAGGCUGAACAUCUACAAAGCCUUAGCGAGCCCUUCGUUGAUUGCCUUAUCGAGUGAGGACCCUAUUUUGACAGCCUUCCGGCUGGGCUGGGAGCUGAAGGAGCUCAGCAAAGUGGAGAAUGAGUUCAAGGCUGAAUACGAAGAGCUUUCGCAGCAGUGCAAACGUUUUGCUAAGGACCUUUUGGACCAGGCACGGAGCUCCAGGGAACUGGAGAUCAUUCUCAACCACAGGGAUGAUCAGAGUGAGGAGCUGGAUCCCCAAAAAUGUCAUGAUUUGGCAAAGCUAAAGGUAGCAAUAAAGUAUCAUCAGAAAGAGUUUGUUGCUCAGCCAAACUGCCAGCAGCUGUUAGCUACACUUUGGUACGACGGCUUUCCGGGAUGGAGGCGGAAACACUGGGCAGUCAAGCUCUUGACCUGCAUCACCAUUGGACUGCUAUUUCCUGUGCUUUCUGUGGCAUAUUUAAUUGCACCUAAGAGCAGGCUGGGACUGUUCAUUAAAAAGCCAUUUAUAAAGUUUAUCUGCCACACCGGUUCUUAUCUAACCUUCCUCUUCAUGCUACUUCUGGCAUCGCAGCACAUUGUCAGGACUGAUCUCCAUGUGCAGGGACCACCUCCCACCAUCGUUGAAUGGAUGAUCCUACCCUGGGUUCUAGGUUUUAUCUGGGGAGAAAUCAAGGAGAUGUGGGAUGGUGGAUUCAAUGAGUAUGUACAUGACUGGUGGAAUCUGAUGGACUUUGCAAUGAACUCACUCUACCUUGCAACUAUCUCCCUGAAAAUCGUUGCUUAUGUCAAGUAUAAUGGUUCUCGUCCAAGGGAGGAAUGGGAAAUGUGGCACCCGACACUCAUUGCAGAAGCUCUCUUUGCAAUAUCCAACAUUUUAAGUUCCUUGCGUCUCAUAUCCCUGUUUACAGCAAACUCCCACCUGGGCCCCUUGCAGAUCUCUCUGGGACGCAUGCUGCUAGACAUCCUCAAAUUCCUUUUUAUCUACUGUCUGGUGCUUCUGGCUUUUGCCAAUGGACUGAACCAGCUUUAUUUUUAUUAUGAGACCAGUGCCUCGGAGGAACCCAACAACUGCAAGGGGAUCCGAUGUGAGAAACAGAACAAUGCCUUCUCCACACUUUUUGAGACCCUCCAGUCGCUCUUCUGGUCUGUGUUUGGUCUGUUGAAUCUCUACGUCACCAACGUGAAGGCUAGGCAUGAGUUCACGGAGUUUGUCGGAGCCACCAUGUUCGGAACAUACAAUGUCAUCUCCCUAGUCGUUCUGCUGAACAUGCUCAUAGCCAUGAUGAACAACUCCUACCAGCUGAUCGCUGACCACGCGGAUAUUGAGUGGAAGUUUGCACGGACAAAGCUGUGGAUGAGUUACUUUGAUGAAGGUGGCACUCUGCCCCCUCCAUUUAAUAUUAUCCCAAGUCCCAAGUCAAUCUGGUACCUUUGCAAGUGGAUCCACAAGCAGCUGUGCCCCGACAUGGACUCUGAGGAUGAACAGAAGAGGCAUGAAAACCUAAAAACAUUCACAGAACGGCAUGCUGACAACCUGAUUCAGAAUCAACAUUACCAGGAAGUGAUCAGAAAUCUAGUGAAAAGAUAUGUUGCAGCAAUGAUACGAAAUUCCAAAACCAACGAGGGAUUAACUGAAGAAAACUUUAAGGAAUUAAAGCAGGACAUAUCUAGCUUUCGCUAUGAAGUUCUUGACCUCUUGGGAAACAGGAAACCCCAGAGGAGAAGUUACUCUACUAGCAGCACAGAGGUCUCCCAAAAGGAUGAAACCAACGAGGAUGGUGCUGGAGAAAAAGCUAAAGCCAAGAGUGUUUCUUUCAAUAUAGACAACAAGAAAAAAGAUUUCAAUGUGUCAGCUCUGAUUAAAACUAUGUCUGGGAUUGAAAUUGUGGAAGAGAAACCAAAAAGCAAUGGAAUAAAUAAGCGCUCUUUCGUCCGAAACGGGAAUAGGGUUCAGAGGCUUUCGAGCUCCAAGAAAGAGUCUUUCAAAAGACUGGGUCUCCUCUUCUCGAAGAUGAAUGGACACGUGCCUGAGCCAGAUUCAGAGCCUAUGUACACUAUUUCAGAUGGAGUUAUUCAGCCACAUUACAUGUGGCAAGACAUUAAAUAUUCUCAGAUUGAUAAAGAGAGAGAAGAGAACUGUUCCAAAAGUGAAAUUAACCUCAAUGAGGUGGACUACAGUGGGAACAUGAGACUUACAGGACAGAGCAAGGAAUGCCCUAUGGUUUGUACCAGCUCUCUUCACUGUGCUUCCAAUAUUUGCUCCUCUAAUUCCAAACUUAUAGACUCCACCGAGGAUGUGUUUGACUCCUGGGGAGAGACCCGUGACUUGCUUAUAAACCAGUGGAAAGAUGGGCAGGAAGAUCAUAUUACAACUCGGCUAUAAGUAAAGCUAUUAAACACCUGCUAUAGGACGUAGCUAAAUAUUUGUCAUUGUUUGCUAUCACCGAUGGUUCAGAGUCAGGAGUCCCUUUCGGUCCCUAGCAUUGGGUGUAAGAAUCUAGUCAUUUUAGCCUGUUUUAUAGCCACCCUUACCACAUUUUUUUAUUUGCCUUUUUACACUCACCAGUGCUGAACUAUUUACCAGUUUGGGCCAAUGUUAAGGAUGUUCAAUACUAUGCAGCAGAGGUGCAGAGUGCUGUUCCCUACCAAUUGCUAUGCUUAGCUUGUAGGUGCUUACUGUAAACCCCAAGGUUCUUUUAUUGAUGCAGAUCCAGUCUUCAGAUCCCAUAAACCUCAGCUAUUUUGGUGGCAGAGUAAAGGACCUGUACAGCUUCUUUCCUAAUCCAACUAUCUGGUUGUUCACUGGAUGUCAGAGACAGAUGUUGCCUCCUGAUUCAAUGGGUGCAGG